Molecule: messenger RNA, 1639 nt
Organism: Vespa crabro (European hornet)
Lineage: Eukaryota; Metazoa; Arthropoda; Insecta; Hymenoptera; Vespidae
Product: short-chain dehydrogenase/reductase family 16C member 6-like
Exons: 8
Coding region: 300-1232 (310 amino acids)
Molecular function (GO): oxidoreductase activity, acting on the CH-OH group of donors, NAD or NADP as acceptor
Source: RefSeq, a predicted model, not a curated record
UCAGUCAAGUUCAAGCGAGCAAAGCAACCUGACAGAAACGAUCGACUGAUUCUGAACAAUUUUCGUUCCCAUUUUUAAUAAUUAUAGAUUAUGUUUUUAUUAGUGAAACAAAAUUAUUAUUAUGUGUAGUGCAUGUGAUUAAAAAUUUUUGUGAUAUUUACUUUAUGUAAUUAAUAUUUAUAAAUUUUCUUAUUUCUAUUCGUGAGUUUACAGUGUCCGUUAGACUGUGUGUAUUUAUUUUGUUAACGUAAUACAAUUGUUCCAUAUUAGAAGAAAACGUUACUUUUCAUUAUAAAAGAAUGAAAAUAGAUUCGGUAAUGGUGUCAGAAAGAGAUGGAACACUGGUAGAUAAAACGAACAUUGGACUUCCUUCGGCGAAGUUACUUUUUUACCUCAGUAUUGAGUUCCUAAUUGCAAUUACAAUCUCAUGCUUCAUAAGUAUACUGAAUUUGAUUAAGUCUGUGUUACCAAAGCCACCAAGAGAUCUCACCGGAAAUGUUGUUCUGAUAGUAGGAGCAGCGUCAUCGUUAGGUGCUUCUUUAGCCGAUGAAUUUGCAAAGAGAGGAUGCUCAGUUAUCUGUGUGGACGAGAUUAAUGAUUCCGUACAACAAAUAGCAUCAGAUCUCCAAUUUCGUUAUGCAAACUUAAAAGGAGACAUUACAACAAGCCAAGGAAAACAGGACGCAUCUCGAAGAAGUCCAAGGAUUAUAGCAUAUCAAUGCAACUUAUUGAACCAUAAUAAUAUCCACGAUAUAGCGAAAAAGGUUAAAAACGAGAUUGGCGGUAUCGAUAUUUUAGUAACAUGCGUUGGUGCAGCGGGUCAGGAUAUUUUUGACACUGCUAAUACAACUUUGAUGAGCCAUUAUUGGACUAUAUUGGCAUUCUUACCUUCAAUGUUAAAUCGAGAACGAGUUCAUAUAGUUGGAGUAAUGCCUGUCGUAUCGAACGAAGAUGCUUAUAUAGGUUCCAGAACUGCUAUAGCUAAUCUGAUGGAGUGUUUGGGUCGAGAAUUAAGUAAUUGCGUCAAUAAUUUCUCAUUUCUUGCGGUUGCACCUACGACAAAAAACAGGUCGAUAAGACAGGGCGAGCAACGAGUUGCAAAAGACAUUGUCGAAGCUAUCAGAAGAGAUCAGUCGAGUUUAAACAUUGGUUGGUGUUCGCCUUUGUUCUAUCGAAUAAGCUGUGUAAUUUACAAUAUUAUAACGACGAUAACACGAUGGUAUAGGACUUAAAGAGGUUAGAAUGCAACUACGUUAAUAGGAGCAAUUUUUAAAAUUAAUAAAAUUAGAAAAAAAUAUUUGACAUAAAUUUAUGAGGAUUAGAAGGAAGUACAACGAUGUGAAUGCAUUUUUAAAUUUGUUUUGUAUUAAUUUAUGCAGAAUAAUUUAGUCAACGAUGACCGUUUGUCGAUAAUGAAACUUUCUGUAUUUACAUAAUUUUUGCUUUUUUUUUUAAUAUUUAUAACAAAUUUUCGGUUAAUUGUUGAAUGUUAAACAAAUAAUUAUUGGACUCUUUACAAUAUUACAAUUUACAAAGUAUUCUAUUUAUAACUUAUUUAUGGAUAAUGACUAUUGAUGUACAAUAACGAUUUUCGUUAUCAAUUCAUGUAAUUUAUAUUUCAUAACUUAAAUAUAAAAUA